Messenger RNA from Melozone crissalis (California towhee), 1284 nucleotides. RefSeq lists its product as uncharacterized. Gene Ontology annotation, cellular component: HAUS complex; centrosome. Lineage: Eukaryota; Metazoa; Chordata; Aves; Passeriformes; Passerellidae. Bases 1 to 1284 code for a protein of 427 amino acids. The record is from RefSeq and is a predicted model, not a curated record. The transcript has 12 exons. Gene Ontology annotation, biological process: spindle assembly; centrosome cycle.
AUGAUGGCGGAGGCGCUAGAGCGCUGGCUCCGGGAGGAGAUGGAGCUGCCGCCCUCCGCCAUCCCCUCCCCGGCCACGCUACGCAGGCUCUGCUCCGGCCCCACAGCCCCCAUUUGGGAUUACGUCAUCCGCCACAUCCGGAACCAGCGGUACGGGCACCUGCAGGAGCUGGAGGCCGCUCCGGCUCGGCCGGGCCAGCAGGGGGCGCUGCGCGCGGCCGUGGAGCGGCUCCGGAAGGAGGUGCGGGACCUGGGGGACGCCAUUGCGGACGCACAGGAAACGGCGCGGCACCUCGACGCCUCGCUGGAGGAGGCGCAGAGGCGGCGGUGGGCGGAGCUUCAGCGAGGGGCGGAGCUUCGGCUGCUGGGGGCGGAGCCGGGCCCGGCUGGGCUGCAGGACGGCCAUGAGGGGGCGCUGAGGGCAACCCAUAAAAGGCCGGGCCAAUCCCGGGCGGAGCUGUCGGCCAUCUUGGCCGCGGGGGCAGAGCCGGAAGUGCUGGUGUCAAUCAAGGCCCUGUGCAAGGCCAGGGAGGCAGAGCUCCAGAGGCCGCGCCCACACAGAGAUUUCCUGGUUGGCCCCACCCCCUCAGCUGAGGCCCCGCCCACCCUGAAGAGCCUCCUGCAGCUCCAUUUGCAGCAGCGCCUGCGGUUCCUGAGCGCCGCCACCAGGGGGCGCCGAGCGGUGCUGAAACCGCUGCAGGAGCAGGUUGUGGGCGUGGCGCGGGCGGGGCCGGGCUCGGCCCUUAUCCCUCUGGAGGGGGCGUGGCUGCGGCGCCGGCAGCUGACACUGGGAGCACUGGGAGCACUGGGAGAGGAGCCCCGCCCCCCGGCACAGGCCACGCCCCCUCUGCAGGGGCUGGCACGGGAGAUGGGCGUGGCACAGGGCUCGCUGCUGUCCCAGGCGGCCAUCUUGCGUCAGCAGCUCCGCCAGGGGGUGCUGCGCCUGCGCCGGGGGGCGGGGCCUGCCCUGGGGGCGGAGCAAGAGCCGCUGGCCCCGCCCCCCCUCACCGUGGACGUGGCCGAGCUGCUGCCCCGGCUGCGAUUGGUCAGAGAAGGCUGCGAGCAGCGAAUCAGGGACUGGCCCCGCCUCCAGGAGCUCGUCAGCCAAUGGUGGGCCCAGCCGGCUCAGUGGGUCCUGGCCACGCCCCCUGGCUGCGCCCCCUUCUCCCAUUGGCUGCAGCGCUGGCAAGCCGCCGCCCACGCCCUGCAGGCCCCGCCCACCCCCGAGGAGGCCCCACCCACCCCUGAGGAGGCCCCACCCACCGUUGGGAAGGGGGAGGAGUGA